AGCUCGUUGGGCACUUGUCAGGGAUGCUGUAGCCUGACAUUGUUUGGUGGUAGUACUUGAUAAUAUCUGGAGGAUGGACUGCCGAAGAGUUCUGCCUGCGAUAUGCGCCGCUUGUUUCAUAGGUUACUUAAAUGUAUCGGUCCACUACCAGAAGCCAGAUCUGAAACAUCCAGUGUCCUUCUCCUCCAGGCAUGGUGGUGAGUCAGACCACACUAGCUCCGGCUGUGAUGAACACCACUUUCAUCGAGAAUGUGACCGGUCUGACUAUGACUCCCGUGAUUCUCAGCAGCACGACCCCGGGCUGCCUUGCCUUCAACACUUCUACAUGUGAGCCCUGUGCACCGGGAUCGCAAUACGACAACAACACCCUGCUGUGUGCCUGCUGUUCUGACCCCGGGCUGUGUCUAUUUCCUGGUGCCUGCCUGCCAUGCAACAGUGGUUUCUAUCAGCCACUAGCGGGACAGCAGCAGUGUCUGCCCUGCAACCGGGGCUUCUACACAAAUUUCACUGGAAGUCCAUUAUGUAACCCCUGCCCUACUGGAUCCUUCAACAAUAACACUGGUGGAGACAGUUGCACAAGUUGUUUACCAGGUUUCUUUUCAUCGCAGCAGAGUUCCACUUCAUGUGCACCAUGUGCACCGGGAAGUUUUUGCAACUCCUCAGGUUGUAGCCAGUGCCAGAUGUGUCCUGGAGGAACAGAAGCUCUACAGACUGCCGCUCAAGGCUGCACACUGUGUCGGCCAGGCAUGCACAAGCUUCCCCAUCAGGCUAUGUGUCAAAUCUGCGGCAGUGGCUUCUUCCAGAUCCACUGGGGCAAGGAGAGCUGUGAUUUAUGUCCGGAGAAUCACUACUGCCCUAGUCCGGACGUGAACCCCAUUCAGUGUCCCAGCGAUGCAUUUUGUCCAGAGGGCAGCUUGUCUCCGGGCUACUGCAUGGAGACUUUCUUCCGCAAAGAUGGGGAAACUUGUGAAUUGGCUCCUGUCACCAUGGCUCUAUUAGUUAUUGGAGGAGGGGUGGCCCUACUCUUCAUCAUUUUAAUGGUCCUACGUCGACGGAGAGACACUGAUGGAGAACUGACUGUAGCCCGAGCUCCAUUAUUACGCAAAGAACGACCUCAAGGUCGAUACUAUGGGAUGCCCUGUGAUGCAGAACCUGUGUACGCUGGCUGGUGAAACAAAGGACCUCAUCUUAGCUUUCCUAUGCUUGUUAUCACUGUUUGGGUCCCAAUUAAAGACAAAAGGACUGAUUAAGGAAGACUAAUGGUAAAACACUGGACUGGUGCCUUGAGAGUACUUUGACAAUCCACCAGUUUGUUUUAUUUCUGGUACAUUUGAAUAUAUUUUUGAGAAACAGAAUGUUUUGUGAAUUCUUGUAGUUUGACACUGUUACAGUUGAUCCACUCAGAGACAAACACGCUCCUUUUGUAAACUAGAUUAUCGGAUUAUGAGAGGCAUGUUGGAACGGUGAAAAUUAGAUGCGUGCCUUGACUUGGUGGGAACCUCUCUGUCUUAUGAAAAGCACUUUUUUUACAGAGGUAAUUGAUUUACUUUGCACUUAUGUGUUGGUAGACUUGUGGAUGCCUCCAUUAACUUGUGUAGUUCCACAGUUACAGAGAGGUGUAAACUGUGGUUGGUUAAUGUUUUUCAUCUGCUUUUUUAAAGGUUAUAUUUGUAUGUUUUAAAGGAAAAUAAAUAAACAUGAACAACUUCAGCCUCA
Cottoperca gobio is the source of this 1716-nucleotide messenger RNA. RefSeq names its product tumor necrosis factor receptor superfamily member 9. NCBI's taxonomy places the organism in Eukaryota, Metazoa, Chordata, Actinopteri, Perciformes, Bovichtidae. Bases 192 to 1172 code for a protein of 326 amino acids. The record is from RefSeq and is a predicted model, not a curated record. The transcript has 9 exons.